CGGGGGCUGAGGCUAUUUGUUGCUGCGCCGCCACCGCCCGAGCCAUGGUCCGCGUUCCUCUCGGGCUCUCUUAGCAGCAGCCGCCGCCGCCCUGUGCUCUCCGGCUUCACUUCCUCCUUCUCUUCCUGCUGGGCCACUUUCCUCCUGGCGCUAUGACCGUCGUUUCCGUCCCGCAGCGGGAGCCGCUUGUCCUGGGCGGCCGCCUUGCGCCCCUGGGCUUUUCCGCCCGCGGUUACUUCGGGGCUCUUCCGAUGGUGACCACGGCUCCGCCGGCUCUACCCCGGAUCCCGGAUCCCCGGGCACUGCCCCCCACCCUCUUCCUCCCUCACUUCCUAGGGGGCGACGGUCCCUGUCUGACCCCUCAGCCUCGCGCCCCAGCACCGCUGCCCAACUGCAGCCUCGCCGCGGCUGGGGGUCCCCCACGGGCAGCGCCAAAGAAGCGGCGCAAGAAGAAGGUGCGGGCCAGCCCGGCGGGGCAGCUGCCCAGCCGCUUCCACCAGUACCAGCAGCACCGGCCGAGCCUGGAGGGCGGGCGGAGCCCCGCGACGGGCCAGAGCGCAGCGCAGGAGGUCCCGGAGCAGGCCGCCGCCUCGGGCCCGGCGACCGCAAACCCCCCUGAGGAAGCGAGCCCCUUCGCCGGCCCGCUGCCGGCCGCCGCGCCCGGCCAGCCCUCUUUCAGAAGAGAGGUUUUAAAAUCAAAGAUGGGAAAAUCGGAGAAAAUUGCCAUUCCCCACGGCCAGCUUGUUCAUGGUAUACACUUGUGUGAACAACCAAAGAUAAACAGACAGAAAAGCAAAUAUAACUUACCACUAACCAAGAUCACCUCUGCAAAAAGAAAUGAACAUAAUUUUUGGCAGGAUUCUGUUUCGUCUGAUAUAAUUCAGAAGCAGGAAAAAAAGCCUUUUAAAAAUACUGAGAACAUUAAAAAUAUGCAUUUGAAGAAAUCAGCAUUUCUCACUGAAGUGAGCCAGAAGGAAAAUUAUGCUGGGGCAAAGUUUAGCGAUCCGCCUUCUCCUAGUGUUCUUCCAAAGCCUCCUAGUCACUGGAUGGGGAGCACGAUUGAAAAUUCCAACCAAAAUAGGGAGCUGAUGGCAGUACACUUAAAAACUCUCCUAAAAGUGCAAACUUAGAUCUCAAUUUCAGUAUGUCUGUAAAACUUAGUUUUUCCAAAAUCCCUGGACUCUUGAAAAUUGGUACAGAAAUGGAAAUUUGCCUUGUUGCAACGUACAAGUGCAAAAGAUGAGUUUAAAAAAUUACAAACAGCUUGUAUUAUAUUUUAUAUUUUGUAAAUACUGUAUACCAUGUAUUAUGUGUAUAUUGUUCAUACUUGAGAGGUACAUUAUAGUUUUGUUAUGAAAGUAUGUAUUUUGCCCUGCCCAAAUGGUAGGUGUUUUGUAUAUAUACAAUGGAGAAAUUUUAAGUGUGUGCUAAGGCACACGGAAGACCAAUUUAUUUGCACAAGGUACUGAGAUUUUUUUUUUCAAGAAACAGCUGUUGAAUCUCAAGGUGAAGAUCUAAAUGUGAACAGUUUACUGAUGCACUACUGAAGUUUCAAUCUGUGGCACAAUCAUUGUAAACAUGGGGUUUGUCUAUGUUUCUCUAAAUUGAUUUCUGCCUUCUAAUCUGUGAUUACUGGAAAACUCCUAUUCCCAUUUUUACCAAGCUUAAUUUCUGGCUUUUGGUUUAUAUCCAUUAUUCAAAUUUAAAAUACCUCUAAUUUUAAUGCCAACAAAAUUGGUUGUAAUCAAAUUUUUAAAUAAUAAUAAUAAUUUGGCCCCCCCCUUUUAAACUAGUCUUGACUCUUUUUGUGUGACUUUUUCAUGUUUGAAUGUGUGACAUGGAGAUGGAUUUUAACUCCAUUUUACUAGCUAAAUGUCUUUGGCUUUCUACUAAUCGUCCAUCUUCCCUCUGAAAUUUAGAGGGUCCAAUAAUUUAACACUACUACCUCUAAUGGGAGGAAUUCCCUAUCUUACAAAUGGAAAUGGUUAUGGUCUAAAGUAAAGCUCAUUAGUUUAUAGCUUAGAGUAUAUUUUUAUAUAUGGACCAUUUCAUAAAGUACCAUUUGACUUAUACCAUAUGUUUUCAGCAAAAAAAAAAACACUUGUUUUACUAAAUUUAUAUUGAUACUGAAUGGCAGUAUUUGAACCAAAGCAAGGGUAAUUGAUGUUAAAAUAGUGGAUGGAGAUUUUAGAUAUGACAGCUUAUGUAUUUUUGCUUUGAAAUUCAAACUUUGUUCUAUUUAAUAGUAUAUUUAUGUGGUCUAUUCCAAUAAGAAAUACUAAAAUGCAAUUUUCCUUAUGGUUUUUAGUUACAUUACGCAAAGCUAAAGUUUAUCUCAACAAAAAGGAAGAAAGUUUUCUGAGUAAUUGGGCAAUAUUUACACAUGUGAAAAGGAAAAGGGUCUUAAGAGGGUAGAUGUAUGAUUCUAUAAGGUGGACUAGAUGGGAAAGGUGCUACCAUCCUUCUGAGAAAAAAAAGGGAGAGGAGUCGUGUACCAUCUGGCUCACACAGGAGGGGAGGAAGAGAGGUAACUUUCUGGCUGUACAAGAGUGCGGGGUGGUGCACAAGGCGCGCAGCCUUGCUUAGAAUCACUCUUGACUUGUUGAAUAGUGCCAGGAGGGUGUGUUAACUUGCAUUAGCCACAGAAUGAGAAUUACUAAUAGAUGGAUGUGCUGUCUUGUAUAUGCAGCUCAAUACGGAUCCAGCCAACCAUUAUUCCUUGACACUGGCUAUAACAUGUGCUUUGUUCUUAUAUGUAUGUAGAGAAAACUAUACUUUGUUAUUACAUAUAGGUAUAUAUGUAGCUGGCUUUUAAAAAAUGCAUUUAGAGAAACUGAAGUCAUAAUAAAAUAUAGGUAAGCUUUCAGCCUUGUAAAAGUUAGACUUUCCAAGAGAAGUGUUAACACACUGGUAAAGACAGUGGUUAAAUUUUUUAAAGGAAUAACAUAAGGAAAUAGAUAAUAAUAUAAAGUAGUAGUAGUAUUUAUAGUUUGAAGAGUGAACAAAAUUGGUUGAAUUAGACUACAGAUAUAUUUAGUGAAAAGCUAUUAAAUUUAAAAGUCAAGUCGUUUUGUUGUUACAGUGAAAUACUAUUUGGCAGCCUGUCUUGGUCUCUUUGGGCUGCUUGUGAACAUUGCUCACAGUUCUGGAGGUUGGGAAGUGUAAGAUAAAGGCGCCAGCAGGUGUGGUGUCUGGUGAGAGCCCACUUCGUGGUUCAUAGGUGGUGUGUUUUUGCUGUGUCCUUAGAGCACAGAAGGGGCGAGGGAGCUAAUUGGACUCCUGUUGUGAGGGCACACUAAUCCCGUUCAUGAGGGUUUUCCCCUCAUGUCCUAAUCACUUCCCAAAGGCUCCACCUCCUAAUGCCAUCACCUUGGGGUUAGGUUUUAACAUAGGAAUUCAGACCACGGUGCAGCCCAAUUAUUCAGCCAACUUUAUUUUUCUCCUGUUGGAGUCUCUUGAAACAUUUUCCCCAAUGUUCUUGUAAUGGUAUUUGUUUGGUUUUGUGGGUAUAUAAGGCAAACAUUGUGUUUGCAGUGAUCAGCUUCAGGCGUAAAUUUUAACUAGUGGCCUGAUAAAGGGGAUUCAUAAUUGCGAAGGGGUGAAAGGUUUGUAAGUGUAGUAUGUGAAUGGAAAAAAUUACAUGCAGUGGCAGUACAUUAUAGGACAGAUACCAACAUGCAGUUAGUAUUUUAUGCUGAAGAUGCUUUUAGAUAGAUCUGUGCUAUUUGAUACCAAGUGUAUUUAACUCAUACCAGUGAUGGGGUGACGCUCAGAAGGACCAGCUUUUAUUUGCAUUAAUCUUGGUGUUAAGUAUUUUAUUAGUGUCCUUGUGGGCAGAUAAAGGAGAAAGAAGGUAAUAAAAGACCAAAUUACACUAAUAAAA
Messenger RNA from Equus caballus (horse), 3883 nucleotides. RefSeq names its product proline rich nuclear receptor coactivator 1 (gene PNRC1). Lineage: Eukaryota; Metazoa; Chordata; Mammalia; Perissodactyla; Equidae. Gene Ontology annotation, cellular component: nucleus. The record is from RefSeq and is a predicted model, not a curated record.